CGUUAUCACCAUCCUUCAGCAACGACAUGGCUUUCUUGUCUCUCUUCUUCCUUCUUCCCCUCCCUUCCCUCCUUCUCUUCCUCCUGCUGCGAUCCCGGAGACAACUGGUCUCCGGAUGUACCAACCUCCCCCCCUCACCUCCAAGGCUUCCUCUCAUCGGCAACCUCCACCAGCUCGGUCCCCUCCUCCACCAGUCCCUUGCCGCCCUCUCCCGCCUCCACGGCCCCCUCAUGCUCCUGCACCUUGGCCACGUCCCCACCCUCGUCGUAUCCUCCCCCGACGCCGCUUGCGACGUCCUCCGCCACCAAGACCUCGUAUGCGCCGGACGUCCCGCCAUCACGCCGGCCAAGAUCCUCCUUGAUGGAGACAUAGCCUUCGCCCCCUAUGGUGAUUACUGGCGGCAGCUCCGCAAGAUCUGUAGCGUCCACUUGCUCAGCUCCAAGCGGGUGCAGUCCUACCGCCGUGCAAGGGAGGAGGAGGUGGCAGCCAUGGCGGCAGCCAUAGCGGUGAGGGCCUCGACCACUAUAAAUCUAUCCGAAAUCAUAUAUUCCUUCACCAACGACGUGAUCUGCCGAGUGGUUUCUGGAAAAUUCAAGAUAGCGGAAGGGCGGAGCCGAGUUUUCGCAGAGUUGAUCAACGAGAACUCAGAGCUGCUGUUGGCAGUGCACCUCGGGGACUACUUCCGGUGGCUGGGGUGGGUGGAUGGGUUGCUGGGUUACGUGACGAGGGCGAGGAAGCUCAGGAAGAGGUGGGAGGAGCUGCUGGAUCAGGUGAUCAAGGAGCAUGUGGAUCGAGCGUCGCCAAAUAUAGACGGUCACGAUGAGAAGGAGGAGGAGAAGGACUUCGUGGACGUUUUGAUGUCGCUGCAGGACAAGAACGAGUUUGUCCUCGACCCAGCAAACCUCAAGUCUCUUCUUAUAGAUGUUUUCGGAGGUGGAACAGACACAAAUUACAUUACUUUAGAAUGGGCCAUGGUCGAGCUCGUUCGCAAUCCUCUCGCCAUGCAGAAAUUGCAAGAGGAGGUGAGAAGGAUAGCGAGCAGAAAAAGCCUUGUCAAAGAGGAAGACCUCCACCAAAUGACCUACUUGCUGGCCGUCAUCAAGGAGGUCCUGCGGCUGCACCCCCCAGCUCCAUUACUGGUGCCGCGAGAAACGUUGAAUGACUGCAUGAUUCAAGGUUACAGCAUACCCAAGAAGACAAGAAUCUUAGUGAAUGUGUGGGCAAUUGGUAGAGAUCCAGAGCAGUGGGACGCGCCUGAGGAGUUCAGGCCGGAGAGGUUCUUGGACGGCACGGUGGACUUCAACGGAACUGAUUUCCGGUACAUGCCCUUCGGAUCGGGACGAAGAGUUUGCCCGGGACUGCAAUUCGCCAUUGCUUCGUUGGAGCUUGCACUGGCGAACCUGGUGCAUCAGUUUGAUUGGGAGCUGCCUGAUGGGAUGGAGAAGGAGGAGUUCCACACGAGGGAAGCUCCUGGAAUAGUAGUGCAACGAGAAGGGCAACUUCAUCUCGUUGCCAAAACAUGGAGUGACUGCUCAGAGGAGUAGCUAUGCACCAGAUAGAUAAAUAAAGAUGUCUGAAAAUGAUGAUUCUUUUGCUAUUUUCAGACUUGUGGGCAAAUUACAACAAUCUAUGUAACGUAGUUCUCCAAAGCAAUUAAUAAUAAUGGAUUUCAUGUAACUUUUCAUGUAGCUAUAGCUAAAAGCUAAAGGAAAACAUGUUGUUCGAGGAUUGCCUUUGUUGAUUUGA
Messenger RNA from Zingiber officinale, 1746 nucleotides. Its product is annotated as cytochrome P450 71A1-like. Gene Ontology annotation, molecular function: iron ion binding; monooxygenase activity; oxidoreductase activity, acting on paired donors, with incorporation or reduction of molecular oxygen. Bases 27 to 1544 code for a protein of 505 amino acids. NCBI's taxonomy places the organism in Eukaryota, Viridiplantae, Streptophyta, Magnoliopsida, Zingiberales, Zingiberaceae. The record is from RefSeq and is a predicted model, not a curated record. The transcript is spliced from 2 exons.